Molecule: messenger RNA, 923 nt
Organism: Gopherus evgoodei (Goodes thornscrub tortoise)
Lineage: Eukaryota; Metazoa; Chordata; Testudines; Testudinidae
Product: zinc finger protein 436-like
Exons: 7
Coding region: 273-767 (164 amino acids)
Biological process (GO): regulation of DNA-templated transcription
Source: RefSeq, a predicted model, not a curated record
CUUCCUGGGUCAGAUGCUUCUGCUUGCAUUGUGAUCUGGGAGCCCAAACUGAGCAGCUGCUGCUCCCCCAGUGGGGUCUGGGCUUGGGAGUGACUUGGAGUGAAGCUUCCUUUGUAGGCAAGGUCUGCAUUGCUCCCCUUUUUGAAGACAGGUUUUAUGUUGGCCCUUCUCCAGUCUUGUGGCUCCUCACCAUCCUCCUGGAGUUGUCAAAGAUCGUUGUUAACUGUUCCAAGAUUGCUUCAUCUGAUUCCUCAGGCUGCAGCGUAACAUCCAUGUUUUGCUCCAGCUCAUUCUGUCCUUCCAGAGACCAGGGAAAAGAAAUGGCUGCAGCGGAGUCAGUCCAGAGGCCAGUGACCUUUGAGGAGAUGGCUGUGUAUUUCACCAGGGAAGAGUGGGCUGUGCUGGACCCUGCCCAGGGAGAGCUCUGCAGAGACGUCAUGCAGCAGAGGUAUGAGAACGUGACCUCACUGGGGGCCAAUGGUCUUCGAGGAGGUGGCUGUGUAUUUCAGCGAAGAAGAGUUGGCUCCGCUGGACCCCGCUCAGAGAGCCCUCUACAAGAUGUCAUGCAGGAGAACUAUGAGAAUGUGACCUCACUGGGUGGUGGGCUGGUGAGUGAGACCAUGGAGCAGAAUUCUCAACAAGAAGAUGAGGAAGUGGAACCACGUGGCACAUUAUUGCAAAGAUGCAAAGGGAAUGUGUCCAGGAGUUGUGAUCAGGGAAAAGCCUGUGAUAGUCAGCACAUUCCAGAGAGGUGGCAGGGAAACUAGGCAAUGCAGAAGAUUGGUUAUUCUGUUUAUUAUUGGAGAACUCAGACUUCUCAAGGAAACCACGGCCCAGCAGAGAAUCCCCAGGGGAGAGAGAAAUAACACAUGUGGAGUGUGUGGCCUGGUCUACCCUAUGAGUUUGUAUCAAAUUUAGCAGCA